Durio zibethinus is the source of this 1134-nucleotide messenger RNA. RefSeq names its product G-box-binding factor 4-like. Lineage: Eukaryota; Viridiplantae; Streptophyta; Magnoliopsida; Malvales; Malvaceae. The record is from RefSeq and is a predicted model, not a curated record. Gene Ontology annotation, cellular component: nucleus. Gene Ontology annotation, biological process: positive regulation of DNA-templated transcription. Gene Ontology annotation, molecular function: DNA-binding transcription factor activity.
GUGAAGAAACCCGAAAAUUGGGGGGGUCAUGGCAUCGUCUAACGUGAUAACGACCACGUCACAGACGAAUCCAGAUCUGCCACGUCAGCCAUCUCUAUGCUCUUCGCUCUCCACUCUCCUCGCCGGUCCUCAAAACCAAUCUCAGAACGGCCUUGGUUGCAUGAGCAUGGAUGAUCUUUGGAAAAACAUCUACUCGUCCCCACCACCGCCACCAACUACUUCCGACGCCCACCCGCAGUUCCCCGGCGCGUCCAUCUCACGGGAAGGUAGUUUAUCGCCUCCGAAGGAUGUGGCGAACAAGUCCGUCGACGAGGUUUGGAAGGAGAUCGUCGUCGGCGGCGAUCAGAGACGGGAAGGUCAAUCGGAAGAGAUGACAUUGGAGGAUUUUUUGACGAAAGCUGGAGCGGUUAGAGAAGACGAUGUCAGGGGAGUUGUUAAUCAGGUGGGAGUAGGUGAAGGGGUCUAUGUUAUGGACCCUGCGGUUAUCAACGGUGGUGGAAGUCAAUUUUCUGCGUUUGGAAACAACGCUGAUCAUCAGAGAUUGGUGGCGCCAGCAGGUGGAGGCCCGAGAGGAAAACGACGCGCCGUCGAGGAACCGCCUCUGGACAAAGCGACACAGCAGAAACAGCGCAGGAUGAUCAAGAACAGAGAAUCUGCCGCUAGAUCUAGAGAACGCAAACAGGCUUAUACAGUUGAAUUGGAAUCUAUGUUGAGACAACUGGAAGAAGAGAAUGCGAGGUUGCUGAGGGAAGAGGCUGAGCUGAACAAGGAGAGGUUUAAGCAGCUAAUGGAGAACCUGAUCCCUGUUGAGGAGAAGCAAAGACCACCUCGCGUAUUUAGGCGAGUUCAUUCUAUGCAAUGGUAAAUGUAGCAGCUCCUGAUCCUUUUGUCAACGACAAGAUGAAAGAAGAAGCUUAGGUUCUGAGCUUGCCAUUAUCGAAGCUAUACAAAAAAAAGAACUGCAGGAACCAAUUGAAAUGGGGUUAUUUGAGUAGGGAAAGCAAAGAUGAAAUGGAAAAAUGGAGGCUUCAACCAUGAUUUACCUACGUUGGGAUUACCUUUUGUGAAUAGUUGCACAUUGUUUUUGCAUAGGAAGCCGAAUGCUUCUGGAUUUUGCUUAGGUAUUGUAAAUAA